AGGAGUGGAGAGGCAAGACUGUCUCCCUCCUUCCCCGUGCUUUUCUUCAGCAUCGUUUCACUUCGUCAUGGAUCUCUGGAGUAAAACAGUCCUGGGAAUUAAUGCACAUGUCGCCCUUAUAUUAUUCAGCUUGUAUGGGGCAGUGAAAGCUGAGGUGUGUCACAGUCCGCUGGUAUCCAACCUGCCACCAUCAUCGUUCAGGAGCUCAUCACAGUUAUCCGGCAGCCAUGGACCUGGCUUUGCCAAGCUGAACCGCAGAGAAGGAGCUGGAGGUUGGUCUCCUCUGAGUUCAGACAGAUAUCAGUGGUUGGAAGUCGACCUGGGUGGGCGGACACGAAUCACUGCUGUUGCAACACAAGGCCGCUAUGGCAGUUCUGACUGGCAGACAGCCUACCUGCUGAUGUUCAGCGACACAGGGCACAACUGGAAACAGUAUCGACAGGAAGACAGUAUAGGGGCAUUUGCAGGUAACAGUAAUGCAGACAGUGUGGUUCAGCAUAAGCUACAGCACCAAGUGAUCGCUCGCUACGUCCGCCUGAUUCCUCUCAACUGGAAUCCAAAUGGUCGGAUUGGACUCAGACUGGAAACCUAUGGAUGUCCUUACAAUUCUGACGUGUUGAGUUUCAAUGGCCGAAGCAGCCUCAUCUACAGGUUGACUCCCAGGCCGAGGCAGAUGUCCAGUGAGAGCAUCAGCCUGAAGUUUAAAACCCUGAAGAACUCUGGGAUACUGCUUCACGCAGAGGGACAGAACGGGCACAGCCUCACCUUGGAGUUAGAAAAAGGAAAACUUCAAUUGCUCAUCAGAAAAGGAAAAAGUUUGUCUCCUGACAGCCGGUAUCUUGUGACUCUGGGCAGCCUGCUAGACGACCAGCACUGGCAUCACGUUGCAGUGGAGCAUCACAGCAAUCACCUCAAGCUCACAGUGGACAAAAGCACAGAGUGGGUGCACAUCUCACCAACAUUUGCACAUUGGGACCAUGAUCAGAUGAUACUGGGAGCACAGCAGGGCUUCAGCUAUACGUCAUUCUAUGGCUGUCUGGAAAACCCAGUUUACAAUGGCCUGCACCUGGUAGACCUCGCUAAACAAAAAGACCAGCGGGUUACAGUGAAGGGCAAUGUGACCUUUUCAUGUUCUGAACCCGUUUUUGUUGCCAUGACGUUCACCGGCCCCCAGAGUUUCCUUCGGUUACCAAGGAUAGAUCAAUCCUCACUGGGUAUCUCAGUGGGACUUCAGUUUCGGACAUGGAACAAGGCCGGGCUGCUCCUGACCUUUGAACUCCCAAAUCGAGAAGGCAGAGUCUGGCUUUACCUGAGCAAAGCCAGAACACAUUUACAGAUCCACAAGUCUGGCAGGGCACCCCUGGAGCUCAACGCAGGUUCAGCUCUGAAUGAUGGUCAGUGGCACUCUGUGGACUUGAUAUCAGGAGGAGGACGUCUGACCAUCACAGUGGAUGGUGAUGAAGGAGCCAGUGCUCACGCGAGCCCCUCAUUUUUAAUUACCACAGGAGGUCAUAUAUUCUUUGGUGGUUGUCCUGCUGAAGAAAAUAGCCAGGAGUGUUUGAACCCCUUCAAAGCUUUCCAUGGAUGCAUGCGUCUACUGACUGUGGACAACCGGCCAUUGGACCUGAUCAAGGUGCAGCAGAGGCUGAUCGGAAACUACAGUCACCUGCAAAUCGAUAUGUGCGGCAUUAUUGACAGAUGUUCCCCCAGCCACUGUGAACAUGGAGGCAGCUGCAGUCAGUCAUGGAGCACCUUCCACUGUAACUGCACUGGGACCGGGUACAGCGGAGCCACUUGUCACAGCUCAAUAUACGAGCAGUCCUGCGAGGCUUACAAACACAAAGGCAACAUUUCGGGGUAUUAUUACAUUGAUGUGGACAGCAGCGGACCCAUCAAGCCACAGCUGUUAUACUGCAACAUGACAGAGGACAACACAUGGAUGGUGAUCCACCACAACAACACAGACCUAACGAGAGUCCAGCCAUCACCAGAAGUGAAUACAUAUGAAGUGCAUUUUGAAUAUGCAUCUGAUGAGGAGCAACUAGCAGCAAUCAUAAGCCUAUCAGAGCACUGCGAACAGGAAAUUGCUUAUCAUUGCAGGAAGUCACGCCUACUCACCUCAUCAGAGGGCUCUCCACUCAGCUGGUGGGUAGGAGGCCCAGGUGUGGGACAAAUGCACACUCACUGGGGCGGAGCUCCACCAGGGAGCCAGCAAUGUGCCUGCAGUCUGCAGAAUAACUGUGUGGACUCCAGAUAUCACUGCAACUGUGAUGCUGACAGCAAUGAAUGGACUAAUGACUCAGGCCUGUUGACCCAUAAGGAGACGCUCCCGGUUAGAUCUCUGGUGUUGGGUGAUAUCCAGAGGCCUGGCUCCGAAAGCACCUACAAGGUGGGACCUCUCCGUUGUCAUGGAGACAAAAAUGUUUGGAACGCUGCAUUUUUUGACAAGGAGACAUCAUACCUCCACUUUCCUACAUUACACGGAGAGCUGAGUGCCGACAUCUCCUUCCUGUUUAAAACCACUUCAUCAUCUGGUGUCUUCCUGGAAAACCUGGGCAUCAAAGACUUCAUUCGGAUUGAACUCAACUCCUCCAAUGAGGUCCUCUUCUCCUUUGACGUGGGUAAUGGGCCAUUGGAGGUUUCGGUGAAAGCUGGAUCACCGCUGAAUGACAACAGGUGGCAUCGUAUUCAAGCCGAGCGAAACGUUAAAGAGGCAUCGCUUCGCCUCGACGAGCUUCCUGCUGUCACGCAGGAGGCGCCGGCUGAUGGGCACAUCCACCUGCAGCUGAACAGCCAGUUAUUUAUAGGAGGCACAGCUUCAAGGCAGAAGGGCUUUCGAGGUUGCAUCCGCUCUCUGCAGUUGAAUGGCGUCACUCUGGACCUGGAGGAGAGAGCAAAGAUCACCCCUGGGGUUCAGGCAGGAUGCCCAGGUCAUUGUAGCAGCUACGGCUCGCUGUGCCAAAAUCAGGGUCGCUGUGUGGAGAGACCCACCAGCUUCUCCUGCGACUGCAGCUCAUCCGCUUACACUGGACCUUUUUGCAACAAAGAGGUUUCAGCCAGCUUUAAGUCAGAAACAUCAGUCACUUAUGUCUUCAAGGAGCAGAUGGUGAACGAGCUGAACAGGAGCAGCAGUGGCAGCAGCUCCUUCCCCUCCUCCAUCUACUCUGACAUAACCCUAAAAGCAGAAAACGUGUCCCUGAGCUUCAGGACCAGCCAGAGUCCUGCUCUGCUCCUGUACGUCAGCUCCUACCACAGAGAGUACUUUGCUGUGCUGCUCAGCAAGCCAGAUAAGCUAGAGGUGAGGUACAGACUGGACAGCAGCAAAGAUGCAGAGAUACUGAGGAGCAAAGUGAAGAACCUCGCCGACCGACAGCUGCAUGUUAUUACCAUCAGUCGACUGGCAGACGUUGUCUCUAUGCAGAUUGACCAGAAUCCCAAAGAGGACUUCAACUUGACAUCUGGUGUAGAAUUCAAUGGCAUAAGGUCGCUGGUUCUUGGCAGAGUGCACGAUUCUGAAGGGUUGGAUCCGGACUUGGCUCAGAUUGCUUCUCUGGGUUUCACUGGCUGUCUAUCUGCUGUCCUCUUUAACUCCAUCAGCCCUCUGAAAGCUGCUCUGCUGCACCCAAAAACUAGUCCAGUUACCGUAACUGGUCCGCUGAUCCAGUCCAUUUGUGGCUUUACUUCAGCCAACCUCUCUCAUGCAACAGAAACCACACACCAUCUAUCAGGCCAGUCUGGAUCAGUGGGAACAGGUCAGCCUUUAGUGAAUGCCAUCAGGAGUGACUCAGCUCUCAUCGGAGGUGUGAUAGCCGUGGCGAUCUUUGUGACCGUGUCUGCAUUAGCCGUAAUGGCCCGAUUCCUCUACAGGAGGAAAUGCACAUGUCAGCGCCAGGAAGUAAAAACAGUGAAACCCGAAGACAAUCCAGAGUUGCCAUUCAGAAGUCGGAUCACUUCACAGAACGGUCCCACUGAGAACCAGAAGGAAUAUUUUAUUUAAGUGACGGUUCAACUUGCUUCUGGCCUGGCAGUGUUGGAGCUAAGGGGACAGACAGAGAUAGAGAUGCCUUGUCAAGCCUCAGUGCUUUACACAACAAACUGAGCCUGACUACUGGCUCAACAAGACAGUAAGACACAGACAGAACCAGAAACUCAUGUUCUUUCAUUUUGUUUGCUUUGUUUUUGCUUCUAUGGUAGUGUUUUUAAACAGACUCUAAAAAUGGUCAUUUGUCAAUAUCAUCGGUGGAAAAACUGUACAUAGAAAAUGAUGUAAAUGUUACAAUUCUGACUUUAUAUCAACCCCUCUUGUGAUUAUAGAAAGAACAGGACAAGAACAGGAAUGAUGUUGAUAAGGAAUGUCUGCUGUUUUGUCAGUGAGCUCAGUUCAUUUAUUUUAAUGUUAUAUUUCAUGGUGGGAAAGAAAAGUGUAUCUGUUCACAAUGAACAUGUUUGUGUUCUCUUUUCUUUAACAUUAUCUGUUAUUCAUGCUUCUUUCAUUGUUACACAAAGCAAAGUAUGGCUCGUAUUUAUUUUCUGGAAUCUGUUAUCUGAACAAAGGUGGAAAAACCACAGAUUGGUAGAAGUUGAGGUACUGAUUUAACUUCUUUACUCAAGUAAGUAAAAACCAAAAGGCUUUGGUCAUGUAAGGACAUUGCUGACUAUUUUGGUUCAACGAUAGCGGACUAAUGUCUUCAUUUUCUCUCACGAUGUCACUUUUCUCUAGCGCAGGCAUGUCUUUGCUUUCCACUCAUAUUCCCUGCAUAUAUGUUUUUCGUCUUUCAUCUCUAUCACAUCUUUUUAUAUCACGCAUGAUAAACACCAGUAAUGGAUACACCACACUUCAUUACUUCCCGCCUCCGGUUCCAAUGAAGGCAUUCCACUUUUUGUCCCAAUAUCAUUUUUUUUCCUUUUAUCUGAAAGUCAGUUAAGUAUGAACAUGUUUUUUUUUAUGUAUCAACUGGUGCAGACCAAAGGACUAUAUGAAAAAUGUAUAACAUAAAUAUUAUAUUUUGAGCCAAGUACCUCCAACCCACUUCCUGGCCAAAUAAAACCCCCAAAUUUGCUCCUAUAAGUUUCACCUUCAUUGAAAACAACUUGUUUAGGUUUAUAAAGGUUUGGGUUAACAACACAAGAAAUACAUUGUCCUAUGUAAAAUAUUUUGUCAACCCAUCACUCCACCCCAAUCUCCUCUCCGUGGAAGGUUAGUGAGAUUAGAAAAACCUCAUCUAAAUUCUUCAGUUUCUCUCAUUGUGUUCAUUGCUCUUAGCCGGGAAUGGUGUGAAAAUUAAAUGUAGUGAACCGCUUGCAUACACAGUAUAUGGUCAUGUUUUUGCUGAGAACAUUGUAAGUUGUCUUUUUCUAUGGUGUAUUUUAAGCAAGGACUGGAUUUCAGUUUUAUUGUAUUUUCUCUUUUCAUCCCAGAUGUCAUUAGAUUUUAUUAGCUGAUUCAGCAGCAUCUUCGUGUGCAAGUUAAAAAUGACCCCUACGAAACCUGACCUUUGAACUGAGGAGAAGUCAUGGAAGUGUGUUUCAAUGAUGGCACCAAAUGCUUGAAGACGAUGCAGGGCAUGCUGGGAAAAACAACAUAGCUUUAUCACUCCACUACAUGUAGAAGCAUGCAGACGGGCCUGGAGGAGGAACAGAAGACCAAAUAAUAAUGUCGAUUAAAUGCAAAACCACGGACUAAAGAGGACACUGAAUCGGUUUAUAUAGUGUGAACUCUUUAGUGAAUGUCGUGUUGAGUUGUUUUGAAGAGUACUUUUCAAGGUGGUGUUGAUAGGUUUGGUUCUCUUCUAGUAGUGCUUCACUUCUGAACUAUAGCAGCACAAUCCUUUUUAAUUGUACUGAAGGUUUACUGUGGUGUUAGUGAGUUAGAGUGACCUGCUGUUAGAGUUUAAUUUGUACAGCUAUUUUAGUA
Neolamprologus brichardi is the source of this 5914-nucleotide messenger RNA. The record is from RefSeq and is a predicted model, not a curated record. NCBI's taxonomy places the organism in Eukaryota, Metazoa, Chordata, Actinopteri, Cichliformes, Cichlidae.